Molecule: messenger RNA, 1917 nt
Organism: Dovyalis caffra
Lineage: Eukaryota; Viridiplantae; Streptophyta; Magnoliopsida; Malpighiales; Salicaceae
Source: the annotation of a GenBank genome assembly
AUGGGUGCUUGUUUUUCUACGAUAAAAGUUAGUGGCUCUAACAGCAACAACAACAACACCAACGUUAAUCACAACAGAAAGGAACCCACAAAGCCACAAACAAGGACAAAAAAAACAACAGCGGCAACAAGAAACAAGAAAGAAGUUGUGCAACAUCAUCAGAACAAUAAGAAUGUUAACAAUGAGGCAGAAAAGAAGCUAAAGGUCAAAGAGAAGCAAAGUAGCAAGGCGAUCCCUUGUGGGAAAAGAACAGAUUUUGGUUAUCAUAAAGAUUUUGAUAUGAGAUAUGCAAUUGGAAAAUUAUUGGGUCAUGGUCAAUUUGGUUAUACAUAUGUUGCUACUGAUAAGGCUAAUGGAGAUCGGGUUGCUGUCAAGAGAAUUGAGAAAAAUAAGAUGGUUCUUCCUAUUGCUGUAGAGGAUGUUAAACGAGAGGUCAAGAUAUUGGAGGAACUUACAGGCCACGAGAAUGUAGUUCAGUUUCAUAACGCAUUUGAGGAUGAUUCUUAUGUAUAUAUUGUUAUGGAGUUAUGUGAGGGUGGAGAAUUGCUAGAUCGGAUAUUGGCAAAGAAGGACAGUCGUUAUACUGAGAAAGAUGCAGCUGUAGUAGUGCGACAGAUGCUCAAAGUUGCAGCUGAAUGUCAUUUGCAUGGCUUGGUGCACCGCGACAUGAAGCCUGAGAAUUUUCUUUUCAAGUCAACCAAGGAGGACUGUUCUCUGAAAGCUACAGAUUUUGGUUUGUCAGACUUCAUAAAACCAGGCAGGAAGUUUCAAGAUAUUGUUGGCAGCGCUUACUAUGUUGCACCUGAAGUAUUAAAACGCAAGUCUGGACCUGAAUCAGAUGUCUGGAGUAUUGGUGUGAUUACAUACAUUUUGCUAUGUGGGAGGCGUCCAUUUUGGGAUAAGACUGAGGAUGGUAUAUUUAAGGAGGUUUUAAAAAACAAGCCUGAUUUUCGCCGUAAACCAUGGCCAACCAUUAGCUCUAGUGCAAAAGAUUUUGUGAAGAAGUUACUGGUGAAGGAUCCUCGGGCAAGACUUACUGCUGCUCAAGCUCUAUCACAUCCAUGGGUCAGAGAAGGAGGAGAUGCAUCUGAGAUCCCUAUUGACAUAUCUGUCCUGAAUAACAUGCGACAAUUUGUGAAGUACAGCCGUUUGAAGCAGUUUGCUCUAAGGGCAUUGGCAAGCACAAUUGAUGAAGAGGAACUAGCUGAUCUUAAGGAUCAAUUUGAUGCCAUUGAUGUGGAUAAAAAUGGUGCUAUCAGUCUUGAAGAAAUGAGACAGGCCCUUGCUAAAGAUCUUCCGUGGAAGUUGAAAGAAUCACGUGUCUUAGAAAUUGUUCAAGCGAUUGACAGUAACACAGAUGGACUUGUAGAUUUCCCCGAAUUUGUUGCAGCUGCUCUGCAUGUCCAUCAAUUGGAGGAACACAACUCUGAGAAGUGGCAGCUGCGUUCACAGGCUGCUUUUGAGAAAUUUGAUAUUGAUAGAGAUGGAUAUAUAACUCCAGAAGAACUUAGAAUGCACACGGGCUUGAGAGGUUCCAUUAACCCAAUUCUUGAGGAGGCUGACAUUGACAAGGAUGGUAAAAUAAGCCUUUCAGAAUUCCGCAGACUUCUAAGAACUGCUAGCAUUCAUUCACGAAGUCUCCUGUUACCGGAGGCAAUCAAGGGAUUACCCCAUAGUUCCACGACAACUAUUAAACAUUGCUACUUCCACGCUGAAGCUGUUAGAAAUGAUUUCAUGCUUGUCAGGCUAAAGCUCAAAUUAAGGACAUUAUCAUCCGAGGGUCAUGAGAAACACAUGCAUCUUAACAGUCGGGUACUUGGAAAGCAUCAAAGGCACAAACAACUGGAAACCUCAGUUAGUAGGUUUUGGGACAUCCCCCACGCUGUUAGAGGAGCUGCCUUGAAGAACUUGAGCUGA